AGCCGUUUUGUGAAAGGAGGAGCAGCAGACGCGACAGGUGAAUGAUUUACAACUUGGCGUUUUCAUCGUCUCACCUGUUCAACAUCCAAUUAAUUUAGUAAAACUGUGAGCGCAGGUGUUCCGUUGUUGCUAACGCGUUCGUUUUGUCCCCGAACAUAAACUACAAAUCGGUUUAAAUCGGUUUAAUAAAAAGGGCGACAUCGGAGCCUGAAGUCAGCAGGUCAGUGGGAGCGCAAGGAGGCACCUCGGAGCAGCGGCCAUGUUGUCCGCGGAGGAGAUUCUGUGCAGCACGCAGCAGGUGAUCACCGGGCUGGAGGCGCUGAGGGGGGAGAACCGCAGCCUGCUGGAGAACCUACAGGAGGUGUCGCAGAGCGGCAGCGUGGAGCAGGAGAAGAGCGGCAUCGUCCGACAGUCGCUGGAGAGGAUCGAGCUGGGCCUGAACGAGGCGCAGGUGAUGAUGGCGCUGUCGGCUCAUCUCGGGUCUCUGGAGGCAGAAAAACAAAAGCUGAGAGCUCAGGUGCGUCGCCUCUGUCAGGAGAACCAGUGGCUGCGGGACGAGCUGGCCGGCGCUCAGCAGCGGCUGCAGGACAGCGAACAGGACGUGGUCACCCUGGAGGAGCAGAACAGACACCUGCAGUUCAUGUCCUCCAUCCGCAAAUACGACCAGGACGAGCCGCCCCUGGAGGAUGGAAACUCUUCCAGCAGGGAGUCUUUGGACGACUUGUUUCCUGCAGAGGACGAGGAGCAGUCCCAGAUGUCGCAGCCUCGUCACAGCAGCGCAGCGGCCGCCGCUCAGCAGGGCGGGUACGAGAUUCCUGCCCGCCUCCGAACGCUCCACAACCUGGUGAUCCAGUACGCGUCUCAGGGUCGGUACGAGGUCGCCGUUCCUCUCUGCAAACAGGCUCUGGAAGACCUGGAGAAGUCCUCGGGCCACACCCACCCUGAUGUAGCCACCAUGCUGAACAUCCUGGCUCUGGUGUACAGGGAUCAGAACAAAUACAAAGAGGCAGCAAACCUGCUGAACGACGCGUUGGCCAUCAGGGAGAAAACUCUGGGACUGGACCAUCCGGCUGUGGCAGCGACGCUCAACAACUUGGCCGUGCUUUACGGUAAAAGAGGAAAAUACAAGGAGGCUGAGCCUCUUUGUAAACGAGCUCUGGAGAUCAGAGAAAAGGUUCUGGGUACGGACCACCCCGACGUGGCCAAGCAGCUGAACAACCUGGCUCUGCUGUGUCAGAACCAAGGGAAGUACCAGGAGGUGGAGCAGUACUACGAACGGGCUCUACACAUCUACCAGAGCAGACUGGGACCAGACGACGCCAACGUAGCCAAGACCAAGAACAACCUGGCCUCGUGUUAUCUGAAACAGGGCAAAUACAGACAAGCUGAAGCUCUUUACAAAGAGAUUCUGACCCGAGCUCACGACAAAGAGUUUGGAUCAGUGGAAGGUGAUGGCCGUCCCCGCUGGUCCAGCGUGGAGGACGGCGGCUCUGCGCAGGACGGGCUGAAGCGCAGCAGCUCCUUCACCAAGCUCAGAGAGUCGAUCCGGAGAAGCAGCGAGAAACUGGUCCGUAAGCUGAAAGGAGUCGGGAUGGAGGAAACGACCCCGAGGAAUGCUGGGAUGAAGAGGGCAAACUCUCUGAAUGUUCUUAACGUUGGAACCAGAGAGAAUCGGGAUGGAACUCAGUCGAGUCAUCUGACGGACAGUCGAGGCCUGAGCUGCAGCACGCAGAGUCUGACGAGGCGAGGCUCGCUCGGCGGGACCAGAUAACACGAAAACACUCGCACCAUCUGCAUUUAAGACUUUAAGCAGAAACCGGAAGGAUGUUCACUCCCUGAGAAAACCUGCUGCUGCGAGCCGAUAUCGACACGGCACGGAAGAGAAACUGAGGUGGCCGAAAACCGGCGGUCAGAAAUCAGAUCCCCAAAUUUAAUUAUAUCAGCUUUUAUGAAUCAGUGUGUCUGUUUUAAGGUAAUUAGUUUAAUAAUUGCACGUUUGUUUUUAAAGGUGACCAAAAGCAAAAAAAAAAUUUAUUGCGCCGAGAGCUAAUUAACGUUAAUUGCGUUAACGGCAGAGCUGGUGAUCUGCAGAUCGACAUGUUUUAAUACUUGAACAUUUAUUUAUAAAGUAGAUUUUCUCUAAUUUAACAAUCUUCUUAAAAAAGUGAUUUUAUAAAAAACAGGGAUGUAAAGUUUGAAUAAUGACCCAGAGUUCUUGUUGAGCUGCACAAGAAGAGUUUAGCCGU
Nematolebias whitei (Rio pearlfish) is the source of this 2246-nucleotide messenger RNA. RefSeq names its product kinesin light chain 3 (gene klc3). Gene Ontology annotation, biological process: axo-dendritic transport. Lineage: Eukaryota; Metazoa; Chordata; Actinopteri; Cyprinodontiformes; Rivulidae. Gene Ontology annotation, cellular component: cytoplasm; kinesin complex; membrane-bounded organelle. The coding region runs from base 260 to 1771 and encodes 503 amino acids. The record is from RefSeq and is a predicted model, not a curated record. Gene Ontology annotation, molecular function: kinesin binding. The transcript has 14 exons.